Messenger RNA from Rattus rattus (black rat), 398 nucleotides. RefSeq names its product cortexin 2 (gene Ctxn2). The transcript has a single exon. The coding region runs from base 147 to 395 and encodes 82 amino acids. The record is from RefSeq and is a predicted model, not a curated record. NCBI's taxonomy places the organism in Eukaryota, Metazoa, Chordata, Mammalia, Rodentia, Muridae.
UGAGUCAAGAGGGCUUGAAAAUGACUGCUUUUAUAACUCCUUGUCCAAUGCCACCCACGGAUGAAACUAACCUGGCUCCACUCUGUACCUAGGUGGAGAACCGAUCCCUGCAGGAACGCUGAGGAGCCCCCGCGAUGCAGCCGUGAAUGAUGAGUAGCACCUACUGCGGCAAUUCCUCCGCAAAGAUGAGCGUCCACGAGGUCUCCGAAUCCUCCCUGUCUCUGGAGCAAAAGACCGGCUUUGCCUUUGUGGGCAUCCUGUGCAUUUUCUUGGGACUUCUCAUUAUCAGAUGCUUCAAGAUUCUGUUAGACCCAUAUAGUAGCAUGCCCUCUUCUACAUGGGAGGACGAAGUCGAAGAGUUUGAUAAGGGGACCUUUGAGUACGCACUUGCCUGAGGG